This is a messenger RNA of Rhinopithecus roxellana (golden snub-nosed monkey), 1313 nucleotides long. Its product is annotated as mitogen-activated protein kinase 7-like. The coding region runs from base 1 to 780 and encodes 259 amino acids. The record is from RefSeq and is a predicted model, not a curated record. The transcript has 4 exons. Lineage: Eukaryota; Metazoa; Chordata; Mammalia; Primates; Cercopithecidae.
AUGUGGGGGUUGGGGGGGAAAUUCAGAGGGGACUGUGGAGCGCGGCCGGACGCGGGCUGCUCACGGCCCAAUGGCUGCUUUUCGGAGCCGAAGGUCGGGGACUGUAGAAAGGAGGAGCGGAGAAGGAGAAGGAGGAGAGCACGGCCUGGCUGGGACAGAAGCGGUGGGACCCUGGGAGGCCUCUGCUGUGCCCGUGCCGCGCUCCUCGGGGCCAGCGCGUCGCACACAAAGGGGCUGGCGAGCCAGAGCCACCGGCGGCCUCGGGGUACCGUGGGGAGCGCGCAGCGAGGGGGCGCUGUGGCGCACCCCGCCCCGCAGCCCCGGAGCCCCGCCCCCGGCCCGCCCUGGCCCCACCCCACUCCCACCGCCCCCUCCGCUGCCGUCCCCACCCCAAUCUCCGCGACCCUCACACUGCCCCUUGGCUAUUUCCCACCUCUAUCACUGUGCUCCCCUCCCUACUCCCGGCCCGUAGUGGAGGUGACUUUCCUACGCAGCGCCGCUCCUGAGGGCCGAGAACCCACAGGGAGUGCGACCCCUCUGCACGCUGUGAGUGGGCAACGUCCGAGGGACUCGAGCCGAUCGAAGGUUGAGGAGCCGCUCGCCUGGGAGUGGACGGCCUGGAAGAGCCGCCCCUCUUUGAUUUUUCUCUCCUGCCUGCAGUCCGCACCCUUCCGAGAUUCGUGCCCCACUGGACGGUUUGCGAAGGCUGAGGCUGCCUUGGGGACUCACAAAAGGCCACAGGGCAGGACGCCCUAUAGUGCUCCUGGCGGUCCACGAUAGACUUGGAGUCCUCCUCCUCAUUUCUCCGGUCGAGCACCAGGCAAAUACAAGCAGAGAGACCCGGAAAAAAAAUUAUGAAGACAGCAUUAAUGAUAAAAUUAACAUGGCUGAGUGGAUUGUCAAUGCAAGUUCCUUUACUAACUCUUUGUUAAGUUUUGCUUUGUACUCCUUACAUCCUCUUUCUCUUAAGCCAUUUUUUAAAUUUCUUCUCGUUAUCAUUUUUAAAAGUAGCAAAUACAGCUUUCUUCCUACCUUCACGAUUGACAUGAUGGAGGUUGGGUUGCAAAGAGGAAGCAGUAAGAAAAAUUAAUUCUUCUAUACAUUCACAAGUCCUUCAAGACACAAAGUAAAAGAAAUAGAAAAUGUGUCCUUUCUCCUAAUAAAGGUCUUUAUAAUGAAAUUUAAAUGAAGUUUUGUGUUUCGUAACAUCAGCUUUCCGAAUACUAUUGUAGAUACUAAAAUGUGCCUAUAUGUAUUUCCUUCCACAAUAAUAAUAAUAAUAGUAAUAAUAAACUUUUUAGGUUCAAAUUAAA